AAUCAGUGAAAAUUUCCUAUUUAUAUUUAUGCUUUUUGUUACAAAUUAUCACAAAUUAAUACAAUUUUAUUUUGAACUUAUAUUUUAAAUUGUUUAUUACGUUGUGGGCGUGUUAUGAUAAUGCUAUACUGGACGUAAAGCCUCAGAUAUUUUGAGGCAUAUUUGGCAAUGUUGCUGAAAUUAGAAAAUACAGGGUCUUAGAAGUUUGAUCAGCCUAGCUUUUGGCUUUCAAAAAUAGAUCAACCUAUAUUAUCCAGUCCAAAAACAUUUUUCGUCAAUUUAUUUAUAUAUUUUACGUAUUUGUACAACACGUUGCUAUUUAUAAUAAAUAUUAAUUUAACACUUUUAAUUUGAUUAUUAGUUCAAUGAAGAAAUAUACAAGUAACAGAUUAUUGUGAUGAACAAAUAAAGUAGUAAAUAUAGAUUCGUGAUGUAUAUUGUGUUAAUGGAAAUACAUACUUUCAAUAUUAGAGAAUAUUUGUAAAAGUGCUCUUUUACAAUAAUGAUUUACAAAAAUGACAGUAUUUUUCUUGAUGAAGAAGAUAACAUUAUACCAUCACCUACAGUGGGAAAUGCUAGUGAAAAUUUAACAGACAACGUAACUAUACAUAUUUAUAAAGAAAGUACUACAGGUGGACACUGGUGUGCUCGAAUCAUAUUCUUUACUGUCUUAACAAUGCUUGUUGGCUUAAUCGGUGUAGUUAUUAUUGAGCACAGAGGUACUACAGACAUUAGUACACCAUUAGAAUCUUCUCGUUGGGCCUUUAUCUUUGAUGGGUGGGUAGAUGAUUCUUUGUCUCUAUCUAAUGAAGAAUCACAUGAUAACGAAAAUGAAAAAACUAAACAAAUAGAAGAUGAAAGGAGAUAUAAUGAAGACGAUGAAAAGUUAGAAACUACAGAAAUUGAAAUUGAAUCUGAAAUUGCAACUGAAACUGAAACUGAUACAGAAACUGAAACUGGAGAAGUUCAGGAUGAUGAAAUGUUGAAUGAAUCUACAGAAGAAGAAGAAAAAGAAGAAGAAGAAGAAAUAACGAAAGAAGAAGAAGAAGAAGAAGAAGAAGAAGGAGAAGGAGAAGAGGAAGACCAGGAAACUGCAAUUGAAAAUGAAUCAAACGAAGAAGAAAGUGAAAUUUUUCCAAAUAAAGAAGAUAUCAAUACAGAAUUAAGCCGUGAGAGUAAAUAUGAAAACAGGAAGCACACAGAAGUUACAAUAGAAGAUGAUGAUAUUAGUUCAACGUUUGAUGAUACUAAUGUGUUAGAAGAAAUAUACGGUAUUAGUACAGAGAAAGAUUCAGAUGAAAGAACUGUUUUAAAUGAAGUAGAUAACCAAUUUGAUAAAAUGUUAGAAAUGCCAAGAAAUGAAGACGUAUUUGAGACAUUUUUAGACGACAUUCCUGGUGUUAAGGAAAUUAAUGAUGACAAUAUAGAACCUUUAGAAGAGGUAGAAAACACAGAACCAGAAGAAUAUGUUAAUGAUGUAGAUGUAAAGCCAGAAAUAGAAGAAAUAGAAGAAGAAUCUACUAGCGUGGCAAUGAAGUUUGGAGUCGGUGUGGCACUUAUUGUCGCUGCACAUUUUGUCCUUGUGAAACGAUGGAAUAAUGGAAAGCAUGAAAAAGAAAUGCAAGAGAAAAGUGGAAAAAUAGAAACAAAGAAAUAUAAGCGCGGAGAAGAAGAGGAUAAAAAAACACGCCAAGUUGUUGGGCAAAAAGAUACUGAGUGCGAGAAAGGAGAAAAGGAACAAGAGGAGGGGGAUGAGAGAGAUGUAGAGGAAGGGGCAGGAGAAGAAGGAGGGGAAGAGGAAGGAGAAUUAAUGAACAAACGGAAUCAAGAUGACAUAGAAGAAAAAAAGGAAGGAGCAUUAGGAACACGAGAAGGAAAAGAAGGGAAUCAAAAUAUAAGAUGGAAUCAAAUAAAAAACGAAAAAGAUAAGAGCAACAAAAAUCAAAUGAAGCAAAACGAUGAAAUAGGAAUUGUGCAAAAGACAAUGUUAAAAGAAAAAGAACGAACAGAAGAAGAAGAAGAGGAUGAAGGAGAAGAAGGAGAAGAAGAAGAAGAAGUAGAAGAAGAAGAGGAGGAGGAGGACGACGAAGAGGGAGAGGAGGAAGAGGGAGAAGAGGAAGAGGGAGAAGAGGAAGAGGAAGAAGAAAAGGAUGAAGGAGAAGAAGAAGAAGAGGAGGAAAUCGAAAAUUUUGACGAUACUGAGUUAAUUGCGAAACUUGAAGCUAAAUACGGAAAAUUACAAACUUUACAAAAUGACAAUGAAGAAGAUAGCGAACAUGAAAAAGAAAUAACAACCAACAGUUUAGUAACGUGGAAGCAAAAACAAUAAAUAAUCUAUUGAAUUGUACGUAUAUCCAAUGUGAGAAACAGUUUUAGAAUUUAUUGAAAUUGCAGAAUUUAUUUUUAUAUAAGCAAGUUACCAUAUUUAAUAAAUGAAAUGUUACUGUAUAAAAACAA
Molecule: messenger RNA, 2457 nt
Organism: Bombus terrestris (buff-tailed bumblebee)
Lineage: Eukaryota; Metazoa; Arthropoda; Insecta; Hymenoptera; Apidae
Product: myb-like protein X
Exons: 7
Coding region: 503-2329 (608 amino acids)
Source: RefSeq, a predicted model, not a curated record